This is a messenger RNA of Alternaria arbusti, 822 nucleotides long. RefSeq lists its product as uncharacterized. The record is from RefSeq and is a predicted model, not a curated record. NCBI's taxonomy places the organism in Eukaryota, Fungi, Ascomycota, Dothideomycetes, Pleosporales, Pleosporaceae. The coding region runs from base 1 to 822 and encodes 273 amino acids. The transcript has 3 exons.
AUGGCGUCGCACCCGAACCAUCAGCGCAGGCAUGGCUCUAGUACUCUCCCGCUCGAUGUUGACGGCUUGGUCAGCCGCUUUGGCAUCGCUGCACAGAUCUGGAUGUUCGGCGAGAUCACUAGGGCCGUCAAAAAGGCAAAAGUAGAUCCAGAAACUCCGGGUGUGACCGUCUCGCAAGUCAUCGCCAUCCACCGCCUUCUGGAAUCCGAAGCCCCAUUCGAAGACGCCGACGCCCGAGAGGCUCACCUCUGGAUGACGAAUGCGUUCCCAGAAUUAAUGGAUACCGGCACUCUCACCCUGGAAAACUUACUCAAGUACGCAGCCGACUUGCGGGGCCGCGGGAUGCACGGGACCUGCCUGCAUUACGACAAUCUCAGGAAAGACCUGGGCGAUUACCUGUUGGAACACGCGCUCUAUCCGGAAGACGAGUCAAUUGAUAGCAACCCCGGCGGCACGCAAGCAGAGCGGAGGGAGUGGUUGCGUCAAUUCUUGGACGAGGAGGAUGAGUCAAAGUGGCCAAGUAUCAGGAACGAGCCCAAAGACCAUCGAGCAUGGCUCAGGAACCAUCUCGCGUUGGUAGACUUCAUGGUCGAUAUGCACGGCAACUUACCGAUGGUAGUCAUGCAACGCUAUGGCGCUGCCGUCUAUGACGCCAAUAUGGAUCAACUACGGGGGAACAUCGAGCCUGCCAAACAGUUGAUUAUCGAAGCGGUUGAGUAUGCAGUCAGAGAGAUUGUCGCUGAGUGUGACGGUGUAGUCGCAAGGAUGGAGCCGUACAUGGAAGUGCUGAAGGCGGCUAUCAAGGACCUUAUGAAGUAUUAG